Lactuca sativa (garden lettuce) is the source of this 946-nucleotide messenger RNA. The record is from RefSeq and is a predicted model, not a curated record. Lineage: Eukaryota; Viridiplantae; Streptophyta; Magnoliopsida; Asterales; Asteraceae.
GUCGUGGGAAUAUUACUCUUGAAGAACAACUCUUAAUUCUUGAACUUCAUUCUCGUUGGGGCAAUCGCUGGUCAAAAAUAGCACAACAUUUGCCGGGAAGAACGGAUAAUGAGAUCAAAAAUUAUUGGAGAACGAGAGUACAAAAGCAUGCAAAACAAUUGAAAUGUGAUGUUAACAGCAAACAAUUUAAGGACACGAUGCGGUAUCUUUGGAUGCCAAGACUCGUAGAGCGAAUUCAGGCAGCAGCCACAACACCCGCCACCACAGGUGGUUCCUCCUCCUCCACCACCACCACCACCUCUACCACAACCACCACAAACUCCUACCCACUCAACCAAACUAACAUGGAUUGUAUUGUUACAAGCCAGUUAGUAGUUCCCCAUGGAAAUAACAAUACUGGAAACACUUGUUCAAAUUAUGGCAAUACCCAAAUGAUCACCCCUAGCUACACACCGGAAAAUUCAAGCACCACCGCAGUCUCACCUGUUUCCGACUUGACGGAUUGUUAUUAUCCAGCCAACCAAAGCCAAAACCAUGAAAUGUUUCAACACAAUAACCCGAUUAAUGGUGGAUUUACAGACGCCCUGAUUAGCCCGGCGGGUUACUUCAAUCAAGGGAUGGAUUUCCAAGCUAUGGUAGAGCAAAACAACCAAUGGACGGACGGCGGUAAUGGUGGUGAUGACUUCUCCGACAAUUUGUGGAAUGUUGAGGAUAUCUGGUUUUUAAAACAGCAAUUCAACAUGUGAAAAAAUUACUAAAUUUAUGUAUACAUUAUUGGUUUAGAAAGUUUACAAGAACUUGUGGGAUACACGUUUCUAGUUUGUGAUCAAACAGAACAGCAUGUUUUCUUUUCUUUUUUUGUUUCUUGAUUUUUGGGUGGGUAUAGAAUUGUAAGUGGUCACUUUACAUCAUUUGUUCAUAAAGAAUUUUAUUCACUGUUUUUUUA